This is a messenger RNA of Neohortaea acidophila, 1458 nucleotides long. RefSeq lists its product as uncharacterized. Gene Ontology annotation, cellular component: cytoplasm. Gene Ontology annotation, biological process: removal of superoxide radicals. NCBI's taxonomy places the organism in Eukaryota, Fungi, Ascomycota, Dothideomycetes, Mycosphaerellales, Teratosphaeriaceae. The record is from RefSeq and is a predicted model, not a curated record. The coding region runs from base 1 to 1458 and encodes 485 amino acids. Gene Ontology annotation, molecular function: thioredoxin-disulfide reductase (NADPH) activity. The transcript has 3 exons.
AUGCCGACCAUUGGGGUGGGAGCGGAGGUUGAACUGCGCAGCAAGCAGGGACUGCUUGAUGCCGGCACGUCCGGAGAUCCUUUCAAAGACCUCCACUUCUUCGGAAGGGUCAUUGCUGAAGCAGCACCUACAUACGCCACCCGCCGACAACCACCGGCGACCUCACUCCACCACCUACAAAUCCCCUCCCCUCCCCUCCGCAUCGCCAAAGUGUUCUCCAACGCUUUCCGCCGCGCAGGCUCUCGACCGCUCCGCUCCAGUAUCGGCCUGCCCUUCCUCGCCGCCGCGUCCUUCUACCGCCCCGCCAACAGCACCAGCGCUCCCUUGCUUGCCACCAACCCGGCCCUCUCUCCCACCACCUCCGCCCUCCAGCAAACCCGCAAAAUGCACUCCAAACUCGUCAUCAUCGGCUCCGGGCCCGCCGGCCACACCGCCGCCAUCUAUGCUGCACGCGCCGACCUCAAACCCGUCAUGUACGAGGGUUUCCUCGCCCUCGGCAUCGCAGCCGGCGGCCAGCUCACCACCACCGACGAAGUCGAAAACUACCCGGGCUACGAGAUGAUCAAGGGCACCGUUCUGAUGGACGAAAUGAGGAAACAAUCCGAGGCAUGCGGGACGGAGAUUAUCACGCAGACCGUCGGCAAGGUGGACUUUUCCCAACGGCCAUUCAAGUUCUGGCUACACCCGAUGGGAGACGAUGACGCGCUCGAGGAGGAGACACACACCGCCGACAGCAUCAUAAUAGCCACAGGCGCCAAAGCGAGGAGAUUGGGCUUGGAUGGCGAGGAGAAGUACUGGGGCAAUGGCGUCUCUGCAUGCGCAGUCUGCGAUGGAUCCCUGCCGAUUUUCCGGGAGAAGCCUCUGGUGGUCAUCGGAGGCGGCGACAGCGCGGUGGAAGAAUCUCUCUACCUCGCCAAAAAGGCGUCCAAAGUCAUCGUGCUUGUGCGGCGAGACGUGCUGCGCGCCAGCAAGGUGAACGCCCGACGUCUUUCGACCAAUCCCAAGAUUGAAAUCAAAUACAACCACCAAGGCGUGGAGAUCAAGGGCGAUGACGGCCCCCGUGGUCUGAUGCGAAGCAUGGUCGUCAAGAACACCAAGACCGGUGAGACGGAGGAGAUUCCGGCCAACGGCUUGUUUUACGCCGUGGGCCACGAGCCGGCAACCCACCUGUUCAAGGGGCAGUUGAAGAUGGACGAUGAUGGCUAUCUCAUUACCACGCCUGGCACGGCCGAAACGAAUAUCGCAGGUGUCUUUGCGGCGGGCGAUGUGCAGGACAAGAUUUAUCGACAAGCCGUUACUUCGGCUGGCUCGGGAUGCAUGGCAGCGCUCGAAGCAGAGAAGUGGUUGGCAGAGCAAGAAGUCGUCGAGGACGGGCCGGAAAACGUGUCGGAGGCGAAGAAGGGCCAGGGCCAUGCAAACGGUGUGGUGCCUGAGUACCGUUCGAAUCCACUGCUGUAG